This is a messenger RNA of Triticum dicoccoides, 1134 nucleotides long. Its product is annotated as keratin, type I cytoskeletal 13-like. The transcript has 7 exons. The record is from RefSeq and is a predicted model, not a curated record. The coding region runs from base 158 to 838 and encodes 226 amino acids. NCBI's taxonomy places the organism in Eukaryota, Viridiplantae, Streptophyta, Magnoliopsida, Poales, Poaceae.
GACAGGACAGCAGCACCGGAGCGAGGGAGGGAGGGAGGCCGAGAAGCCCUGGCGCCGCUAUAAGACGACAAGCCACGCCCAGCUCAAUCAUUCAUCCUCCUCCCUCUCCGCGCCGCCACCCUCCUCCCUUCUCUUUCAGCGACGAGACGAGAACGAGAUGGCCGUCCUCCUCCGCGCACGCUCCCACCUCCUCUCCGGCGCCAUCCGCCGCAGCUUGCUCGGGGAGCGCGGGCGCGGCGCGCGAAGGUUCUCGACCGACCCAACCACCGUCGGCGAGGCUGCAGCCACCGGCCGCGGUGCGACGACCGGCGGGACCGCCGCAAACACCAGCGGGGUUCCGACGAAGACGAACGGCGGCGGGCCAGCGAAUGGACGAGGGGCGGCGAACGGCGGGGGUGGAGCGAGCGGAGGUGGGGCUCCGGCCAACGGCGGCGGCGGCGCGGUCACCGGCUCAGGCAACGGGAGCGGUGGAUGCGGAUGCGCUGCGGUGGCGGACCUGCGGACGGAUGUAUUCACCGAGGUGGGGAGGGUGCGGGGCUGCUACAACACCCUCGCCGAGGUGGAUGAGAAGCUGAUGGCGGAAAUAACGAGCGUUAAGCUGGAAGCCGCCAUGAACCAAGUGCGAUCCAAAGAGAAACUUGUUACUACAAUUUACACGAUGUUUGGAUCCGCCGUCGCCUUCACUUUUGCGGGCGCCACUCUGAUUGGGGGCUACGUGCACGACUUCGUCGUGCACGAAGCUGCCAAGGAAGUACGCGCCAAGCUUCGUCUGGACAAGGCCAAGGGCACGACGCCUCCUCCUGCAGCACCCCCGGCGGCGGGCAGCCCCCCCAAGUAGAGGCUACUACUCUGUCUUCUCAGCAAGAGGAAAGAGGAUCAUGCAAGAAUCUCCAAUUACCAUCGCGCGAUAACUAUUUGUCUUUUCCUUCAAAUGCAUGUUCAUGCUUGAAUGCUCUGUAUCAUUUGCAAUUCGAGGCUGUUAUGCCCCCUCCUAUCUUUAAUUUUGAGACAUGAAAUACUAUUCGAGUGCUAAACUCUGAUGAUUGUGCUGCUAAAAUUGUGCCUUCUUAUGCUUUGCCUCUCUUGGUAUUAUCCUGGUCAAUGAAUUAAAUCUGGAUUAUCUUGGUCGAUCAA